AUGGCUGCCGCAUGGAUUGUCCUUGUCCUGGCAGGCAACGUCUUGGAUUUGGGCGAGGCGAACUCAGCGUACCCAGCAUUUCCUUUGAGGACGAAAGGACGUUUCAUUGUAGAUGCAAAUGGAAGUCGUGUUCGACUGAAGUGCGUGAAUUGGUAUGGAGCGCAUUUGCCACAGAUGGUAGCAAAUGGCUUGGACCGAGUGGGACCAGGACAGAUAGCGAAAACCAUCUCCGAGUCGGGUUUCAAUUGUGUUAGGCUGCCCUUCAGCCUAGAUGGUGUGAUUGGCAAUUUCUCUCGGGUCCCUGACCCAAAGGUUUCUUUGGCCGCUUGCCCAGAAUUGCAGGACCGCUCUCCUCUGGAGGUCUUCGAUGCAACGGUGGACCAGCUCACCCAGCAUGGAUUGAUGGUCAUUCUCAACAAUCAUGUCUCCACCAGCAUGUGGUGUUGCGACACCUCGGAUGGAGAAGGUUUGUGGUAUACCAAGAAAUACCCGGAGGCCUCCUGGCUGAACGCUUUGAGUCUGAUGGCUGACCGCUACAAAGAGAAUCCACUAGUGAUGGGGUUUGAUCUUCGCAAUGAACUUCGCCCAGCAGGCAAUGUUUGGCCACAAUGGGGUGGCAACGAGAGCGCUACAGACUGGCCCAGGGCUGCAACCAAAGCUGCAACCACAAUCUUGGAGAAGAACGAGAAUAUGCUCAUUAUCAUUUCGGGCCUGUACUUUGGCAUUUUCCUAUGCCAGGUUCCUACCUAUCCCGUGCACUCCGAGGUACCAUUCUUGAAAGGUCGUGUCGUGUACACAGCGCAUGAGUACAACUGGUUCAAUUUCCAUUUGGUCGCCCGCGCGGGUAUUGAGUUGUACGUUGGACUGAUUGUAGCAGCCUUCCCGGCGUGCUGGUUGCUAUUGUGUCUGAUCCGCUACCUUGGUCGGAGAGGUGUCCUUCAACGAUGCUCCGGCUGCCCUUGUAGAAGGUCCUCCAACGCUGCAGCCGAGGGAUCCGGAGACUGGUGUAGCGAAUCUUGCCGGAGUUGUACUACUGAAGGCUCCAAUCCAUGCGUCGAGUUUUCAGUCGCCGCUUUGCUUGCAACACUUUGCGCAGUUGGUCUGAAGAUUAUUCCUGGAUUCAUACAGCGAUGUGACAUUACGGGUGUCUACAUUGGAGUGUUUUGUGCUGCAUUCACGCCUGUGUGUGCUGCGGUUAGCAUUUUUCUUUGGACAAGGGCUGCAUUCCUUGCGCUCGCACACCGGGAAGAGACCAGAGCCUCUGCUGUGCUUGAGCUUAUCAGUCUCCCACAAGCGCGGGAAGCGGGUGAUGGCAAUGGCAUUGGCACUGGAUCUCAGCAAUUAGAUGGCUGUGCUUUGCCACAGCAUGCCCAGAGGUGCCGCACGAAGCGCUGCGUCUUGGCGAUGAUUUUGGUCCUCAUGGCUUGCACAUUGCUAGCUGUCUGGAUUGAGUUCGGCAAAUACGAGGCCUUUGCCAAAGAACUGGAUUUCAGAUGGGGAUUCUUGCAGUCACCGUCCGGGGAGGCUGUGCCAGUUUGGUUGGGAGAGUUCGGCACCGACGUUCAGAAUCUCUGGUGGAAGCAUGUUUUGAGGUAUAUAGCCGACAAUGAGGUGGAUUUCGCUUACUGGAGUAUCAAUGGUGAGAAGUACAAUGGAAUAGGUGAGAGCUUUGGCCUCUUCAAUGCCGAUUUUGCGACAGUUCAGCAGCCAUGGAAAUUGGAGCAAUUACAAGCUGCAAUGAAGGACGCAACGGACCCAGCUGCCAUCAUCACCGAAUGA
Molecule: messenger RNA, 1779 nt
Organism: Cladocopium goreaui
Lineage: Eukaryota; Dinophyceae; Suessiales; Symbiodiniaceae
Source: the annotation of a GenBank genome assembly